This is a messenger RNA of Nomia melanderi (Alkali bee), 8149 nucleotides long. RefSeq names its product putative inorganic phosphate cotransporter. Gene Ontology annotation, molecular function: transmembrane transporter activity. Gene Ontology annotation, cellular component: membrane. The record is from RefSeq and is a predicted model, not a curated record. Lineage: Eukaryota; Metazoa; Arthropoda; Insecta; Hymenoptera; Halictidae. Gene Ontology annotation, biological process: monoatomic anion transport; transmembrane transport.
GUCGGUAACCGAACGGGAAGAGAAUGUUCCCGCUGUGCUGGUAACCGGUCGACGAUCGAUCAUAUCGAUCGUCUCGCUUCGACGUACUUGGACGAACCGUGGAUUAGCUCCGGCGUUGCGAGUGCUGUUUACACGGACACUUUGAAACUCGACUCGCGACUCGAGAGAAAUCCGACAUCCGAACUCGUCGAAUCCAUGUUAUCUUGUUCCGUUGCGUACUUUGGCUACAGGAACCGAACAUUUUAUCGGAAGAUUCAAGAUCAUGGGUUUACUACCCGAGUCGAACCCAAGACUUUGGAGAAUCGGCAGAUUGCAAACAUUCGGACAGUGGCCUUUUCAAUCUUUCGAUAAUCCGUGGCAUCCGAAACGAACGGCUGCUGCUGAAUGUCUUGCCGUUGCCAGCAAAGAAGAACCAGAUUUGCUCGAAUGUUUCAUCUGUUCGAAGUAACCGGACGACGAUUCAUGGGCAGAGCAACGAAUCGUCCAAUCGUGGAUAGUUGGGUUUGGACAAUUCGGACAGGUCCAAUUUGUUGAAUCGAUUUAGCGUUCCUAGUCUGAAAAGCCUCUGUUAAGCGAGUCCACCUGGGAGGUGCGUUUUAACAUUUUUCUUUGAUAAUAAAACAUGUACGUUGUACGUUACAGACACGCGAAUCGGACAAAGGUAAAGCCAAAGCGAAAGAGAAUACCGCUAGAAUGGCGAAGAAAAUUCCUGAAACGUCCAAGCGCUGGAGAAGAAGUUGCCCUAACAGAGUCCGAAAUGAAUGCCAAGCAUCUAUCGAUCUCUCCUCUCGUCUGUUUGAUCCGCCUGUUCGAACCGUUUCUCUGUUCAUUAUUCAAAUCAGAAGUGGAAAGUUGGUUUUCAUCGAUCUAGACAAAGAAAUAUCGUGUACGUCCGGACCGAUAGUGAUAACCGUUCCGAUACCGAUCCAAGAUUAACAUUCGGUGACCGGUGUAGAUACGAAUGAGCAUACGAAUUAUCAAAUAUUGCGUUUGACUAAUUUACGCUCUUCAUUCGUGUCAACGAAUGUUGUUUGAUUUUAUCGAGAUACCACUUGAUUUGAUGGUAUUAAAGCUAAGAUCGAUUCAUUAUCAUCCAUCUCGUGGCAUAUCGGCACACGGAUGUCUCAAUACUAAAAUUUUUCCUAUAAUCGUAACGUUGAUUACGCGGCGUCUAUCGCGCGUGCCUUCUCCGAACAUUACGUAUCCCUGAAUCGUAGAAACAAAUUCAUAUAUGCUGCCCGUUACGUGUCGGUUAGCGUUGCUAAUAAAAAGUACAUUUUUAUUGGAAACAAUUUCUAUCGCUUACGUAAUCAUAUUCGAUUCUAAAUGGAUCGGAAUCAUUAUCAACGUUCCUCUGUGGCAAGAUAUUGUUUUCUGUUUUUCCUGGUUCUUUCCUUUUCUGUUUCUGUUUCUGUAUCUGUUUCUGUCUGGUCUGAAGAUAUUUCCUAUUACGCGGAAAGGAGACCUUGCGAUUUCGCGUCCGUUCCCAUACCGGAGGCAUGCGUCUACCAGAAUUGGUUUCUCGUACUCGAAAUUGAAUAAUACGAGUUGUCGAAAGAAAUUUUACGCGGGAUAUUGCGCGGGUGGAACGAUAAAGAUUAGUUAUGCUUUCGAUUCUUCGAUGAGUUACGAAAUGAUCGAAACCUUGUCUUGAAAGUUGAGCAAUCGGUGUAAUUUGUCGACGGAAUUCAUUAUCACUGCGGUUAUACGUAUAUAUCUGUAGGAAGCUUAUACGCAUUGUGUUUGCUUUGUAUUUUGUUCGUGUUGUGUUUGUGUCGCGUAAGGGCUAUAUUCGUUAUUUAUCGAGUCGCUUUAAGCCGAUAGCUUAUUGGAUUGCUGAUAGUUUUGUUGAAUCCAAGCUUUCCAUUGUUGAUGUAUCUGAACGCAAUCGUUGCGCGGUCGCGCUGAUGUACCGUUUCUAGAACGGAUAAUAAAACACGAGGAAGGAGAGAAGGAAAGGAAACUAAAAGACUGACAAGAGGACAAGAGACAAACGGAAAUGUCCAAUGAUAAGAUCAACCCUGAAAAGCUCGUAUCGAAUCUGAAAUCCAGUUUCUUUCGAUUUCUUUCAAUUUCUUUCAAUUUCAGUUGGUUUUUCACGCCACGUACGAAGCGCGAAAUGGAUUUCCUUGUUCGAUUCGCCGAUUCUUUCCGUCGAAUUUGAUAGCUGCCGAUGGAUAUUGAAUCGUGAACAAUCGUGAAAAACUAAAGAGGAAAAAGGAAAAAGGAAAAACGAAUAUACGUUCGGUCGCGUUAUCAUUUCCCCUCCAGCUUGGCUGUGCCUCCUCCGCGUCAACUUUUACCACGGUACUACGCUGCUUAACAUCUUAUCCACAUUUCCUUUCCCUUUUCGCGUCCACCGAAGAGCACGUGCACACGUAUAAAACGAAUUCGCACGGAGAGCGUCGAUUCAGUUACUCGCAACAUGUGAUCGAGGUGUGUGCACGAUCGACCGUCUACUACCGUUUCGUUUCUAUUCGUAUAGAUAGAAUCAAAGUGAAUCGAAGAUUGUGCUCGAUUCACCGCUGAAUUCUCGACCUUGGAAGAUUCAGAGGUAAAAAGGCUGCCCGCGUUUGCCAGUUUUCGAGCGACAGAUUUGACAAAGAAUGAUAUCCAGUUGGAAACUGUGCUGCAAUAGGAUACCGCAACGAUGGGUGUUUGCGAUAAUGGGAUUUUUGGCGUUGUUGAACGCUUACGCGAUGAGAGUUUGCCUCUCGAUCACGAUCACCGAGAUGGUGCAACCGGCGGAUGCAGCGCACGAAUCUGCUGAUCACACGUGCGAUAAGUUUGACGACGAGCGAUCGCAUCCCAACCGAACAAUCCCGUCCGAUGCGAAGCUCUACGACUGGGACGCUGUGACCCAGGGCACGAUAUUGUCAUCGUUCUACUGGGGAUACGUGAUCACGCAUAUACCGGGUGGCAUGCUGUCCGAGAAAUUCGGUGGGAAACACGCCCUCGGCCUAGGAAUUCUGGCGACCGCCUUGUUCACGCUGCUCACGCCGGUGGUGGUAGAGUAUGGAGAAGCAACGGGUCUAAUUGUUCUUCGCGUACUAAUGGGUCUGUGCGAGGGUACCACUUUUCCGGCAUUGAACGCGAUGCUCGCGCAGUGGACACCGCCGGAAGAAAGAUCCGUGAUCGGCUCGUUGGUAUUCGCGGGUGCUCAGCUCGGUACGGUAAUCGCGAACUCAUUGUCCGGACUGAUUCUUUACUACUCACCGAUGGGCUGGCCAGCUGUGUUUUACGUGUUCGGUAGCAUCGGAGUACUCUGGUUUCUGAUAUGGCUGGUAACGUGCUACAAUAAUCCGGACACGCAUCCGUUCAUCUCCCAGAAGGAGAAGAACUUUUUGAGCGAGAAAAUGCACGCGCAUACGCAUAAAAAGCCACCGUCGGUCCCAUGGAGGCACAUUAUCCGAUCCGUACCACUUUGGGCAUUGAUAGCAGCCCAGGUUGGCCACGACUGGGGUUUCUUCACUUUGGUCAACGAUCUUCCCAAGUACAUGAGCAGUGUGCUCAAAUACUCGAUCAAGAGCAACGGGCUGCUCUCCGCCUUGCCCUAUCUCACAAUGUGGAUUUGCAGCGUAAUCACGUCUUGUCUAGCCGAUUGGAUGAUCACGAACGGCGUGAUGUCGCGUACCAACGUACGCAAACUGGGCACCACGAUCGCAUCGCUCGGCCCCGGAGUGUUUAUCAUCGCCGCCUCCUACGCGGAAUGCGACAGAACAGUCGUCGUCGUAAUGUUCACCCUCGGCACCACUCUGAUGGGCACCUUUUAUCCAGGAAUGAAGGUUAACGCGCUCGAUCUCAGUCCCAAUUACUCUGGCACAUUGAUGGCUCUCGUGAAUGGAAUAGGCGCUUUCACCGGUAUCCUCACGCCGCACAUCGUCGCCCUGUUGGCUCCGAACGACACCUACCACGAAUGGAGACUCGUCUUUUGGAUCGUCCUUGUCGUGUUUAUCCUGACAAAUAUUAUUUUCGUGCUGUACGCGAGCGGCGAGGUUCAGUACUGGAAUGACCCUGAAUUCCUCAGAAAGGAAAGGGAAGGGAAGGGGAACGAGCAAAAGUUCGAAAUGAAAUGGACGAAAAAUUGGAGAAUACCCUUCGUUAAAGGAGACGCGCGAAUAUAAUGUAAAUUCAAUGGAAAUUUCUACCUUUACGAUGGAACGGCUUCCUCGGCGCUCUUCCUUGCCACGCGUCACGCGCAAUCGUGUCUCUGUGUGCGGCCUCGAGUAAACGAAACAAUCCUCGGAAGAGAGUAACCGUUCGUUCCGUGUAAAAACCGUACUUAGCACUAACAGUAUUUCCCCGUGUUGUAUGUAUGCGUGUAUCAUAUUAUCCGCCGCAGCUAUUCUUCCUCGUUUUCGUCUAGUCCAGACCUUCGUGUGCUCCCGGAAUAUAACAUGGAAUCAUAACGAAACGUGAAACGAUUGCGAAUAGGAGAGUAACGCGUGCGUGCUCCAAAGGAUACGUUAUUCGGGACCGUUGUAUCGGCAAGUUUUCGCUUAAUCACCGUGUCUCUUGUACCUGAUGAAACUAUGUUACCGCGAAUCAUUUCUUUUCCUUCUAAGUAGGUUCGUAGCACACUCCCGAUGUCUACAGAUGUACGCGUAGACGCGCACGACCAAGUGAUCUUUGGGCGAAAUCGUACUUAGAAGAGUAUCAACGUUCCGAUUUAUUGCGCCUGUAUAUUUAUAGUAAAAUGCGAUAUUUCACAAAUAUUCCUAAUCACUUUAGCUUAUUAUUUACAAGUAUUCUGAAUUUCCCGCAUCGCGUUUAGGACUAUCUCCACUCGAAAUUCGCGGUCGAAAUUCGCGGUCGAAAUUCGCGGUCGAGUUUCCAUGUUCCGAUCACGUUUCGUACCAUGUGUGUUGUUUUUCUCUCCGAACAAGAGAAAAGUCAGUCCGAAAUGAGAAGAAAAAUAGGGAAAAGAAAUUAGAAAGAAAGAAAAAGGGGAACGACGAAUAACUCGUUAACUCGACGACGACGGUACAGUCCAAACGAGUGGUAUUUCCAUUUUCUUCUUCUCCUGUUUCCUUCGGUGUCCGCGAUAUCUUGUUCUGUUUGGACUCCAAUCGAUGUUAUCGCCCCGUACCCUCCAAGGAGUAGUAGUUGGUAUCGCAUGACUCGUAAGAUACGGCUGGGUUUUCGUGUCUCCAGCAGAUUCUACGUUAUGAAUAUGAUUCGCAAACUUGUAAUCGAUGUGAUAGUAGUCUCGAAAAGUUGGCUCGUCGCGAAACGCUUGCAUGGCACACCACACGUGCAGCAGCAAACAGGGGAAUCUGGAAAGCCAAUAGUCGGUGAAUUUGUCCGGAACAUCUCCGAGGUUUUCCUGAGCGGCCAGGCUCAAUUCUCUGUAGUGAUGUUUCUAAAAGAAAUCGUGCUUGAAACGUAAACAGAUUCUAUGCACGGUAGGGCGGGUAGAUCAUUCGCGUCGUCAAAGUGUCGCACACAAUUACGUUUUACGACGUUAAAUCUAUAAUCUACCUUGUUUCUCAACGCUCUCAAAAGAUCUCGAACACUGUCUCCGCGGUAGCUUCUAUAUCUUCGAAGAUCGGCUGCAACUUCCACGUCGAUGAAUAAUCUCCAAUCGCCGUGUACGAUUCGGAGAUUGUCGGUUUCUAAUGCGAUCAAAGCUGCACUGUCGCUCUGUUCCUUUUCCACUCGAUCGCUUACAUCCUGACAUCAUAGAUGACGUUUCCAAGAAAACAAAAGAAACAAAGAAAUUUCAGAAACAACAUUCGGACCUGGCAAUCUAUCGUAUUUAUCGUGCAACGAUCGCGACACAUCGAUCGAUCGAAAGGAAGGAAAUACCUGAAAGAAUGCGAGUAUCCGCGAGGGUUCCCAAAAUAUGGGAUGUUCGUGGAUAGCCGUUACCGGAGGUCGUUCCGACGGGUCGUUGGCGAUCAUAGCCUUUAUCAGUACCAACGCAAGUUCCUUGUCGCUUUCGGAAAUUUCUUCGCGAAGGGCUGUCAAGUCGCUCUCGCCGCCUGCGAUAACAUCGGAUACGUUCAUCGUUGAGGAUUAGAAAGCGUCUUUACCAGUCGUGACAAUGUCUUACACAGAAUAUUGGCUUGUCGUCGCAACGAAUCUCCGAACGGAUGUUUCCCACCGGAGAGGACGUAAUAGAAUACACAGCCAAGAGAAAAGAUGUCUACGGCACACGUCGUUCUGUUUCCGUUUAAUAUUUCUGGCGCUAUCCAACCGUCGGUGCCGGUUAUACCGGAUCUACGCGAGAAAGAUACACGGCCCAGUUGGAGUUUCUUGCACAAUCCAAAAUCGGAUAUCAUCGCUCGAACUUCUCCCCGUGGCCCCGGUGCGGACAACAGUACGUUGUGCGGUUUGAUGUCCCUGUGUACUGUGCAGAUCGAAAAUCAUGGAUGACAACGCCUUCGUGUCCGGACGCGAGAUUUCUACACCCGUCAAGAACAAAUACCUCACCGAUGUCGAGGCAAUGCAGGUGAGCUAAUCCGGACGUGGCCUGUCGUAGAAUGCUUUUCGCGGAUAUCUUUCCUCUGUCGUACAGUCCCGCGACGUAAUCUUGCAAAGUUGCCUCGGCCAACUCCAACGCAAUGUAUCGAAACAUUCGAUCUUGCUCGGUACAAAAGUACCGUACAACGUUUGCGUGCGCGUCCGAUUCCCGGAGCAGUGCUACUUCGCGGUCAGCGAAUGUAAAACAGUCCGGUAAUAAACGUUUCACCGCUACGGAACGGCCAUCAAAUUCCCCCCUAAAAUCAACGUAAAGCACCGUACAACUCUUACACGCGAGUCAAGAGAAUCUCGUAAGAAGAGGACGAAUAAAAACGACGGAGAAAGAGGGAAGAAAUUUCACGAGCAUAUUUGCUUGCGAGUACCUGUACACAAAAGUUCCCUCGCAUCCUUUACCCAACACUUGACCGGUAUCGAAUGUAAUCUUCCCAACUUUUACCACUCCUUCGCCCAUGUCUUCCGGUACCGCGAGCGCAUUCGAUCGUAUCCCAUGGUAGUAAUCGUUGCUCGUGCGACUGCUUUCUCGAGAGCCCUAUCAUUAACAAACUGAUUUCUUAGGUACAUGGCCGUAAUUUGAAAACAUAUGUACAGAAGCGAAUCGCAACAGAGUCUUGGAGAGCGGAAAUGACAAAGUCAAAUUACACGACACAAUUGCACGAGUACCUGUGAGAGUUGUUGGAACUCUUUAAAUCGUGCGUUUAGGUAGCAAAACAUUGCCAAAACGCAUCCCAGCAACACGAUCAAUGCCAAUUUUAGACCUUUAUUCUCUUGCUGAUAAAACCAGCUUCUUAUCGCAAUGUACGCGUGCCGUACGAUUUCGUGCCAACGCGUGUCACUUUCGCUUUCGCUGGAUCCACCGUCGGUAUGAAAGUCAAACGACAGUAACGACUCUUUGGUUGAAUUCGGGUAUCCUGCGGAGGACGGUAACGUUUCGAUCACAGGAUCGGAUCGACCGGUAAUCUGAAGAGGGUGUUGAUCUUGCAACUCGUAUUCUGCUGGUAUCUCGUAAUGUCCUAUUCCGAUGAAAUCAAUGAAAUGAAUUAUUGCCGCCAUGUACCGUACAUACGCGUCCUUUCAACUGUGAUUACCUAGCGCGAUAACUGUUUGAUAUUCUGUCUGGACGACACUCUCGGUAUUGCUGUCCACGUAGGUAUGAUUUCCAGUCGAUACUGGAACGGUAUUGUUAACCUUUCCAGACUGCGAAACCGGCAACGGACCCUCUAACAACAACUGUCCAAUAUUACUCGAUAUCGUGGCUGUUGUUGAGUCGACGAACGAUGGCAGAGCAUACAGUCCGUGUCUAUGUUGGCCAAUGUACAAUGUUGGACUAGAAGAAGAAAAAACAACAAGUCCGAUUGUUCUACGGAGAGCGAGCGUCGUCGAUAACUUGAGUGAAAACAAGAAAAAGCAAAAUAAAGAGACGGCUUACAACAACUGAAUGUCGCUUGGUUUGCUUGCAAAACGUUUCAACAGAAGGUCCAAUGUACCAUCCGCGACACUGGUAAAAGGAACUGUGAGCAAACCAUCUUUUCUCACUAUGUAUAGCGCUAUUACCGGACUUUGUACAUCCAAUUCCCAAAGAACAAUUCCCAAUCUUCUAUCCACGGUGACGAUACGUCCAGUCGAACUUGUUGUAAAAUGAACUAAAUCUACAAUGGAACGGUGU